AUGUCCGAAGAAGAGGAGGAGGGACUAAGCGAAGAACAGGAAGAAAACAUUUUUACAAAGCUUCAGCCUCGCCGCAGUAAGGGUGAGGUAGUAAGUGGAGGACGAGGAUUCCCCGGAGAGAUUCAAAAUGGCGAACAGUACACAGUGAAUCUAGGUGCUCCGGCAGUGGACAUAAUGAACCGCAUGGUGAUGACCUUCAUUGAUGGUCAGGAGCACCUAGAUAGUGAGGAGAACUGGAGAGCAUGGUGUGAAUCCAACGGAUGUCCAACUAUGGGAAACAAUUAUGACCUCUUCGUGAUGGAAAUGUAUGAACGGCCCUCACAACACAAUUUAUUUCAAGCACUGCGCAUGCGUUACAAUAUAGAUGUUAACAUUGCAGAGAAGCCAAAUGGCGAGAACAUGCACUUCUACUACGAUGUCACACUAACUGCAGACACGAAAGAUUCGCUUGUCGCCGCGGUGAACUACUUGGUGAGCUUUGCGCCCAAGAAAUUUAAAAUCCACCUCUGCACGCCAUGCGACUAUAGAAUGAAUAAUACCCUAAUUCCGGAAAGCGCAAUCGAGCAGUAUAUUGGAGGAGAAUUAGAGGAAGGAUGCGAAGAAGAGGAGUGCGAGGAUGAAGAGGAAGAGAAAAAUAACUAG
This is a messenger RNA of Hydatigera taeniaeformis, 642 nucleotides long. Lineage: Eukaryota; Metazoa; Platyhelminthes; Cestoda; Cyclophyllidea; Taeniidae. The record is from the annotation of a GenBank genome assembly.